GGAGUGUACCUCUGCCGGAAAUGGCUCGGUGCACGACGAUACAGCGCCAUCUAGGGAAUGGCAAUUGUAGCUUGGUGAAACUUAUUUUUUAUAUUUUUUAUUCGGGUAUUAAUGUAUUAUCAAAAUAUUGGGUCUUUUUUCACCUGCCGAAGGAGUCGUAAUUUUGUUUUAGAAGACGUCGGUGAUAGCUAGCGCCAUCUACGAAACCACGGUGAAAGCACGUUUUUGUCAGUCGUAGGCGUCAGCUGGCGCCAUCUACGGAACCGCGGUGAGAGCACGUGUUUGUCAGUCCAGCGCUUUGGUCAGUCUCUCCGCUCACGUGCGCUCCGCGGAUCGGCUGUUUACGCACGUGUUAUCAUGGAGAUUAAGGUUGGUGCAAGGUUUGCGUCGUACGACGAAUUUGAUAGGGCUUUGCGCAAGUUGCAGCUGCAGACAAACGCACUGUUCGUCAAAAAGAAUACAAAAUCAGUAGAGGUUGUCAACGCACACCUGGCAUCCGGAGCUGUUGAGUUGGACAGAAAAUUGAAGUUCGCCAACGCAACAUUCACAUGCAAGCACGGCGGUAACCAUAGAACAAGGGGCACGGGGAUACGCCCAAACCAGAGAACAAUGAAGCAUGACUGCCCGGCUAGAAUUGUGAUUGCUGCCAGGCGUGCAAGCCAAGAGCUGGAACUCACCUGUGUUAUGCUAGAACACAAUCAUGACACCACAUCUGAUAUGUUUGCCUCCUAUCCGGAGUGCAGGAAGCUGAAUGAAAAUGAGGCGAAGCUUGUGCAUCCACUCCUUGAGAUGAACGUGCGACUCAGCCUCAUCGUACAGAAGCUCAAGGAAGACACAGGUAACACUACUGUCACAUCAUUGCUGAAAAUAAUCAUUGCAAAGGACACACAGAACAUAAAAACUAGCAAGAGCAGAGGAAAUGAUGUAGAAAAGCUCAUGCAAGUAAUCUGCGACCUUCGUGAAAAAGAAAAGGCAACAGUUAUUUCAAUUACAGAUGAAAACAAAGAGCUCCAGGUUCUCUACGUGCAAACAAAACAAAUGCACAGGAUGUUUAAGGGAUAUCCCGAGGUUUUAAUCCUAGACGCCACGUACCGAACUAACAAGCACAGAAUGCCUUUGUUUGUGUUCAUGGUUGAAGAUGGCGCAGGUGCCAGCCAUGUCGUCGCAUAUGCCUUCGUUGCAUCCGAACAACAACAUGUUGUCACUAAGCUGCUUGAAACUUUUGUUCAUGCAAAUUCAGCUGCAGCUCGCACUAAUGUUGUCAUUGUGGACAAAGACUUCACAGAAAUAGCUGCAAUACGAGAAACGUUUCACUCAAGACCUGCUGUGCAGCUCUGCCAAUUUCAUGUGAUGAAGGCUUUCCGGGCAGCUGCCGGACAGUUGGCACAUUCGGCAGAAGAAAGGGAGAGAUUAGUCGCCAGCUUCAGUGAAAUGGUGAAUGCCCCAAAUCCAGAAAAAUUUGAAGAGGCACAGACAGACUACUUACGACACGCCAAUGCUCAAGCAUGUACUUACUUUGAGAAAAAUUGGAGAAACAUUCCCAACAUGUGGGCAAGACACCUCUGUGACAAGGAGUUCACUGCAGGUAAUAACACCACCAACAGAGUUGAAUCUCACAACGCCAAGAUCAAGCAAAUUUUGUCAUCAUCUGACAAAUUACACGAGGCACUGAGGGGCGUUGUCAAGCUGUCAAGUGUACUCACGCAAGAAGCUAGACAUCGUGCAUGUGUCAUGAAAACAUCAACAUUUUACUCGUAUGACGCAUCAAGUAAUAUUGAAGCCAUAUGUGCCAAGAAGUUGACUCCUUAUGCUUGUUCUACAAUUUACAAAGAAGCUGCCAAAGCUAGAAAAGCACCUCCGGAAAUACAGCAACUAGAGCCAGCUGUUUAUACUGUAUCAAGUGCUUGUGGCACCUGGCAUGUAGUUUCAGAGAAAACUUGCACGUGCACGUGCACCACCUUUUCUAGGAUGGGGCUACUGUGUCGGCACAUUGUGGCUGUGUAUGAAAGAACUGGUGCUGUGCCUGAACUGUCCAAAUUUGUCAAACCACGAUGGUUCAAGUUUUAUCACCUCAGAGUCAUGGCUGCUGACAACAAUGCUGAAGAGAAUUGUGAUGCAUCACAAGAAAGCACGGAACCACUAACUAUGCCAGGGCCAGCAUUUCAUAAAAUGAACAGAAACCAACUAUUCAAUCAUGCGAUGAGGACACUGAAGACAAUAGCAGAUUUCCUUGCCGACUCUCCGCAUGAGGUCUUUGCGGCCCGACUUGAAAUUCUCGAGAAUGUUUAUGCAGAAUGGCUUACAGAAAAGUCCUCAGGUUCUGCUAGACACGUUGAGCAAACUAAAGCUAACCAGCAAACCAGCACAGCUGACUCCUCUGUGCUGCCACAAGCCCCUUCCACUCUGCCACAAGCAACUUCAAUACAACAAGCCCCUUCUACGCUACCACAUGAACCUUCCAUUCUGUCACAAGCAACUCCUGUGCUACCACAAGCCCCUUCCACUCUGCCACAUGAACCUUCCAUUCUGUCACAAGCAACUUCAGUGCUACCACAAGCCCCUUCUACGUUGCCACAAGAACCUUCCAUUCCGUCACAAGCAGCUUCAAUGCUGCCACAAGCCCCCUCCAGCCCCUCACAGCUCAGACUUCCACUUGCGAAGCCGAGAGGGCGCCCGAAGUGCAAGUCUGUGCAAAGAAGCAAAAUGCCAAGGCAACUCUCCGAAAUUGCUGCAACACCAUUUGUGCAGCUGGCUGAGAUUGCUCAACAUAAGCGUGAGUUUUUACUUGGCAUAAAAUGGUUCAUGGUGCAUACUUAUGUGGUGCUUCUUUCAAUUCUCCUGACGGAAAUUGUGGGGGAGGCUACUGCCAGCAAGGUGCUAGACCAUGGCUACAUCAUUGAUGAGGCCGAUGUUGAAGUACGGCCAGAGUUGCUCCCAAGUGGACUUUUGGAUUAUCGAGUUCAGAUGCGGCAACUGCUGCCGUACUUUUCGGGCGAUGCCUGGCUGCUACUUACAUCUGCAGUUUCUACCAAGAAGAAAAACGAACUGUGGUUGUGCCAUGCCUGCAAAGAAAAGGACAGUGGCGAGAUCAAAAUGAUUUGCUGUGACCACUGCCUGCAAUGGUUUCACUGGACUUGUGCUGCAGUCAAGCAAGCAGAUGCAAAGAAGAAGUUGUGGUUCUGCAGGCCCUGCAGCGACAACGGCAGAAUUUAGUGUAAAGGCAUAAUAAAAUUUGUAAUGCUGAAAGCUACCAAAUUUGGCAGCUUUGUUAUGAACCAGUGUGUCUUAUUUGAGUGGUUGCUUAUGUGCAGUGCACCCGAAAAAGUUCAUCAAAUCUUUCCCACAAGUUUGUUAGUUUCAAAUGCAAUCCAACCAAACACAUCAAAUUAUUUGGCGCGGUAAAUGUUAUACCAUAUCAAAUAACUUUCGCAAGGGAAGGUUGA
Dermacentor silvarum is the source of this 3443-nucleotide messenger RNA. RefSeq lists its product as uncharacterized. Gene Ontology annotation, molecular function: zinc ion binding. The transcript has 5 exons. NCBI's taxonomy places the organism in Eukaryota, Metazoa, Arthropoda, Arachnida, Ixodida, Ixodidae. The coding region runs from base 358 to 3213 and encodes 951 amino acids. The record is from RefSeq and is a predicted model, not a curated record.